This is a messenger RNA of Lottia gigantea (owl limpet), 2187 nucleotides long. RefSeq lists its product as hypothetical. The transcript is spliced from 5 exons. NCBI's taxonomy places the organism in Eukaryota, Metazoa, Mollusca, Gastropoda, Lottiidae. The record is from RefSeq and is a predicted model, not a curated record. The coding region runs from base 1 to 2187 and encodes 728 amino acids.
AUGGAUUCACAGGAAGAUCCUAGAAAAUUAACCAAAGUCCGGGGAAAUGAAGAUUUCUAUUCUAAAAAUCGGACAGAAAUCUCUUCUUCACCAACCCUCGGACCCCAAACCGAAGAUUCGGUUAUGAAUUUACAUGGAGAAAUCGCUCGUCCAGUUUUACAACGCCAACUUGAUUGUUUAACUGAAGAAGAUGAAGAUGUAGAUUAUCCUCCACCUAGACUAAUUACUGGUUUACCAGAACCCAUCACUGUUGAUGAUCAUACAGAAAAUCUGAAACCUAUUAAUCCAGAGAUUUCUUCUCUUAAAGCACCAUGUCUGCUAUUUACCACUGAAGAAAUCAAGAAAUAUAUUGAUCAACUUGAAACGAAAUUAAAAUAUUUUCAUCAGAAAAUGCAAGAAGCUGAAAUAAGAAUAAAUAAUCAACAGUCUCUUCUCGAUCAACAGGAAGACGAAUUGAUAUUUUACCGAAAAUUUCAUAAAACUGGUAAAAAUGACGCCAAUGAGUUUAUCCCUGAAGAAUAUGAAAGACUCGAAACACCACCAGAGGCAGAAUUUCGCAAGUACUCCUUUGGCAAAAAGCUAAAGGUUGAAAUGAACCCUACAGACGUUGAUCCUGAUAUAAAGGAAGCUGUAGAUAGAAGAAUACAAGAGAUCUUAAAUAAAACAGAACUAUCACCAGGAUCAUCUUUGCCAAGUCAUAAUUCAUUUCAAAAUAUUAUUUACAUCAAUCAUGAAUUCGAUGAUGAGAUGUUAAAUCCAACAUCACCAAGAUCCUGCGAAUCUCCUGUUCUAUUUAUAGAAGCGGAUACGUCAUCAAUACAAGAUCAUGAUAAAUCCGUUGAUACUUUAUCACCUGAAAAUUCUGCUCUACGUAAUGCAACAAGCAAUCCUCUGGAACCCGGCGAUUAUGAAGGACCUAGCCAAUUUCAAGAAGUACACACAAUAAGAGAACAGACAGAUAUGAAACCUACCUUAGAGGACCAAGCUGCAGAUCAGCUCCUUCAACAAUCAAAAUCUAGUCAAGAUCCGUACAAAUCUAUAAAUAUUCAAGAGUGUGGAACUGGGAUGAAAUAUGACAUCCCAGCAAGCCCAAGUCCAAACCCAGAAGUCAAUAUCAGAGAAGACUUUGAGUUUCAACAAAUCAUAAAAUCAUCUGGAGUAGAAAAUGAAGAAAAUAAGUUAACAGAACAGCUUGAAAACGAUCAGGUUCAAGCGAAUGAUGUACAGAUGACUCAAGAGGAACAACAACUAAUUGAAGAACUUGAAAAAUAUGUUGGAAUUUAUGAGGUCAGCUUCGAAUCCUUUACUGACACCCAUAAUGAAUUUCCAAUGGUUGAAAAAAUGCCUUACAUCGAUAUAGGAUCUGUUCUACUAAAAUUAGAAACAUCCGAACCUACAGACCUAAUUGCUCCUUCAAAAGGAAAACAUGUCAAAAAGUUGGCCCGAAAAACGGAAGUUGAAAUUGAGAAUGGACGACGCCCUGUUAAGUCCGCGUACAGGAAGAGCACAUAUCAAUCAAUGUUAUCUUCAAUUGAAUCAAAGAAGAUCGACCUUCCAAUAGUUUCAGACUUCAAUACCAGAAUACCGCUACCAGAUAUUUCAACAACUGGUUAUAUAUCACACUCCUCAUCACGCAGAGCAGCUGAAACAAGAUUAUUGGUUGGGAAUGAAAGUGUGUCUAAAAUCAAUCAAUUGGAUAGACGAGGUGCUCUACCACAAAUACGUGCUGGAUACUCUAGGAAACCACAUUAUCAAGAUGUAGAUGUAUCAUCAUUACCAAAAUUAAAUCCAGGUUAUAAUAAAUCAAAUACAAAAACCAACUGCCAAGGAAAAGACGAAGAAAUUGUUCUGCCGCAAAUUAAAUCAACAUCAUUAUCAACUCCAACAGUUUCAAAUCACAACCUUAGACAAAGAAUCAAAAGCAGUCUUUUACCAGAUAUGACAAAAUCAGAAAAGUUGCCUUCAAUCUUAUCAAUUAAUACAUCAAGGCAAGCAAAAGCAUCGACGUCCAGUGUAGGGAAAAGUCAAGGCUUCACGAAAUCUGCAACCUUUAAACAACCGAAGGUGUUACUUCCGGUUCAACCUAACCUCUAUCAAUCGAAUCGUCGUAAAGAAAGACGUCCCGGUAAAUUACCACCUAUUUGUAAUCUAGGUUUAGAUGAUAACCUGGUAGCAAGGAAGGAUUAG